AUGGUAUCCUGUCGUAAGAUAUCGAAUGAUAUCACAGCAAGAAAACGAGAAAAGCGACAAUUUUUUGGCAACUUUGCUAGCCUAUCUGUUGGACCAUAUUUCAAUCUAGCCUGGGGCGGAGGUCAAAGUGGUUGGUAUGGCUAUGGCCCAUAUAAUUAUGGCUAUGGUCCUUAUGAUUAUGGUUAUGGCUGGGGAAUGCCAUGGCAAUCAUUUGGGCCUCGUUUUAUGAGAAGGCGAUUUUUGAGGAGGCGUUGGGGAUUUAAUGGCGGUUUUGGUGGUCCAUGGUUUUUUGGUUGA
Molecule: messenger RNA, 297 nt
Organism: Cercopithifilaria johnstoni
Lineage: Eukaryota; Metazoa; Nematoda; Chromadorea; Rhabditida; Onchocercidae
Source: the annotation of a GenBank genome assembly